Messenger RNA from Ectocarpus sp. CCAP 1310/34, 492 nucleotides. NCBI's taxonomy places the organism in Eukaryota, Phaeophyceae, Ectocarpales, Ectocarpaceae. The record is from the annotation of a GenBank genome assembly.
AUGCUGUUCGCCAUCCAGCGGCUCCAUGAGCUCGCGAGGAAGAAGAGUACUGCGGUCUUCGCGUGCUUCGUCGAUCUCACCAAGGCGUACGAUUCGGUGGACCGAGAUCUGCUGUGGGACUGUCUCUUAUACACAUCUAGAUNAGAGUACACGGGCAAGAAGGGCAGGUCAGCGGACCGCCCCCUGUCCUAUGCCCAGGCCCUCAUCCAGGUAGGCUGCGAGGAAACCAUCGAGGCCACCGUGCGCAAACGGAGACUUUGUUUCGCGGGCUUUGUUUUGCGCAUGGAGGACAACUGCCUCCCCAAGCGCAUGCUGUUAGGAGCGAUGGCGGGGGGCGUGGGAUACCGGGGCGGGCAGGAGAGCGACUGGGUGUCUCGUCUAGGAGAGGACCUCGUGGCCUUCAAUAUGGGAGACGAAACAGAAGGGGGGUAAAUGGAAAGAGAGCGCCAAGGACCCCGAGGUGUGGUACAACAAGGUCGAGGACGGGGCGGC